Limanda limanda (common dab) is the source of this 1251-nucleotide messenger RNA. It is a transcript of the gene kcnab1a, whose product is annotated as potassium voltage-gated channel subfamily A regulatory beta subunit 1a. Gene Ontology annotation, biological process: negative regulation of delayed rectifier potassium channel activity; potassium ion transport; transmembrane transport. Gene Ontology annotation, molecular function: potassium channel regulator activity; voltage-gated potassium channel activity; transmembrane transporter binding. The record is from RefSeq and is a predicted model, not a curated record. The transcript is spliced from 14 exons. NCBI's taxonomy places the organism in Eukaryota, Metazoa, Chordata, Actinopteri, Pleuronectiformes, Pleuronectidae. Gene Ontology annotation, cellular component: voltage-gated potassium channel complex; membrane; juxtaparanode region of axon. The coding region runs from base 1 to 1251 and encodes 416 amino acids.
AUGUAUCUGUACAAAGCAACGUGCCCGGAUAUUCCUAACCCCAAGCUGAAGGGGUCGCGGGGUCAGGUCAGCGUCCAGGCUCAGGGCCCGGGCCAGGGGAGGUUCGUCAACCACACGCCUACGGGGACGGGACCUCGACCCUACGCUCCUCUGAUGUUGUGGACCGCAAACAAACCCAACAGCAUGGCGGAACUCAAACAGCUGGAGGAGUUUCUCAACUUCCACUCCCUGUCUCUGCACGACAGUCAGUCAGGCAUGGUCUACAGGAAUCUGGGAAAGUCAGGACUCAGAGUAUCGUGCUUAGGACUGGGUACGUGGGUGACAUUCGGAGGACAGAUAACAGACGAGGUAGCAGAACAGCUGAUGACCAUUGCAUAUGAGAGCGGAGUCAACCUGUUCGACACAGCUGAGGUCUACGCAGGCGGCAGGGCUGAAGUCAUUCUAGGAAACAUUAUCAAGAAGAAGUGCUGGAGGCGAUCCAGUUUGGUCAUUACAACCAAACUCUACUGGGGAGGAAAAGCAGAAACGGAGAGAGGAUUGUCAAGGAAACACAUUAUUGAAGGGCUGAAAGGCUCCCUACAGAGGAUGCAGUUGGAGUAUGUGGAUGUAGUUUUUGCCAACCGCCCAGACAGCAACACUCCCAUGGAGGAGAUUGUUCGGGCCAUGACGUAUGUGAUCAACCAAGGCAUGGCAAUGUACUGGGGGACGUCUCGGUGGACGGCCAUGGAGAUCAUGGAGGCGUAUUCAGUAGCCAGACAGUUCAAUCUGAUCCCUCCGGUCUGCGAGCAGGCAGAGUAUCAUCUGUUCCAGAGAGAGAAAGUGGAAGUGCAACUGCCCGAACUUUACCACAAGAUAGGAGUGGGGGCGAUGACGUGGUCACCGCUGGCGUGCGGCAUCAUCAGUGGAAAAUAUGAAAAUGGCAUUCCUGAGACCUCCAGGGCCUCCAUGAAGUCGUAUCAGUGGCUAAAGGAGAAGAUAGUGAGUGAGGAUGGGAGGAAGCAGCAGGCCAAACUGAAGGAGCUGAACCACAUCGCAGAGAAGCUGGGCUGCACGCUGCCUCAGCUGGCCGUGGCGUGGUGUCUCAGAAACGAAGGAGUGAGCUCAGUCCUACUGGGAACAUCCAACCCUGAACAGCUCACAGAGAACCUCGGGGCCAUACAGGUCCUUCCUAAGAUGACCUCUCAUGUGGUGUCUGACAUCGACCACAUCCUGGGCAACCGGCCGUACAGCAAGAAGGACUACCGCUCCUAG